AUGCCAUCGCGCUCCCCUUCGACUGUGGCAGGCAGCACCAACCCGAAUGACGGAGAGCUUUACUCAGAGCAACCAUCUGCGUUUACGGUCAAUGAUAUACUGGAUGCAUAUGGAAGUCCAACGGCAGGAAUUCCUGAAAGCAAUGUAAAAGAGGAAGAAGUUACGCAAUCUUCUGGUGACAACGUUCAAGACAAAAAACAAAGUUUCACCUUGAGGGGAUCUUCUUCAAAAACACCAGCUAAUCGAAAGAGCAUUAAAAGUCAUGCAGAUAUUCCUGUUAGGAAACCUGAAUCGGAUACCAGGUCGGAAGCAUCUGGUUUGGGUGAUGAACCUGCCAGAUCAUACAGUUGGGCCUCGCAUGAAAAUACACCCUUAACUGCUGAGCCUGUUGUAAUUGAUCGACUACAUACUUUUCGACAGGUAAUCCGGAAAUGGUUCCAAAAUGUUAAGGAGGAUCAAAAGAAGGUCGACUCAACCGGACUACAAGAGCUGAGUGCGUACUCAAAGAUGAAGGGACUUCAGAAUCUUUUCCACAAGCUGAAAUAUCGAGUGUCAUCUCCUUAUCGUAUUCCAAGGGUACAUGAAGAUGCACAUGCUUUGAAUGAAACUGAAGAAGUGAACCAUGCCGACGACGGAACCCAGGCAAUCCGUGACCUGUUGGCGGCUCGCAUGAAGACCGCUGUUAUAAGAAUCGCUCCACAUCGUGAGAGCUCUGACUUACUGAACUUCGAGGUGGACCUGGAAGUGUGA
Messenger RNA from Kuraishia capsulata CBS 1993, 750 nucleotides. RefSeq lists its product as uncharacterized. The transcript has 2 exons. The coding region runs from base 1 to 750 and encodes 249 amino acids. Lineage: Eukaryota; Fungi; Ascomycota; Pichiomycetes; Pichiales; Pichiaceae. The record is from RefSeq and is a predicted model, not a curated record.